GGCAGCGUUUGUGAGUUGAACCGACUCAGGCAUCCAUAAUUAUAUGAAAAAAGGGACCAACCCCCCUUUCUGGCUUUAUUCUCUACAACUAUUUGGCAUCGCCUGUAUCUUUGAGACCUUCGUCGGCUAGAGUGUCUCGGUGCGGCGUCAGGCUACCGUCGAAGAUAAAGUGCAAGGAAGCCCUUGCAUAGGUCAUUUCGCUGGUCACUAGCUCAGAUUUCUUCUGGCAAAGUGUGCAGACAACAAAUCAUGGCGCGUCUUCGCGUCCUUAUCGUCGGCGCUGGUAUCGCUGGGAAUGCCCUCGCCUACUGGCUCGCCAAGCAACAUCACACUGUGACAGUCAUCGAACGGCACCACUGUCUUCGCGUUAAUGGCCUGCAACUGGAUCUUCGUGGGCACGGUAUCGAAGUGAUGAGGCUGAUGGGUCUAGAGGAAGCUGUGCGUGCCAAAUGUGUUCCUGAGGAAGGCAUGGGACUCGUGGAUACGACAGGCAAGAAGAGGGCAUUCUUCCCUGCAAAUCGAUCGGGGAAGGGUGCGCAGACGAUUACAAGCGAGUUUGAAAUCAUGAGAGGUGACCUAUGUCAGCUUUUGGCGGAUGCUGCCGAGCUGGAAGGGGCGAAGUACCAGUUUUCGACCGGGAUUGAGGGCUACAUGGAGAAAGGAAGAAACGUGGAGGUUAAGCUGACGGAUGGGUCGAUGCUGGAGGUGGACCUUCUCGUUGGAUGCGAUGGGAGCAGUUCGAAAGUCAGACGAUUGAUGUCCGGAGGCGGGAAUCUUCCACGUGGCGGAGAAGACGCGGCACUCGUCGAACUCCCAGAAAGGAUAGCCUACUUCACGAUGAAGGAACCCAUCCAAGAGGGUGAGAAGUUUGAGGGCUGGGGAUGUGCCUUUCCUGGACCUGGAAAACGGGUAAUCCUGAUCAGACGCCACAAACCAGAUCUCGUCCAAGUGUAUCUGCUUGCGAAUGAGCCACCCGGUUCCAAUGGACCUUUAAGCAAAGUGAAGCGAGGAGAUGUGAAGGCGGAGAAAGCAGUCUUUGUCGAGUUAUUUCGAGAUUGUGGCUGGCGUGCCCCUGAUGCAGUAAAAGCUCUGGAAACUGCAGCGGAAGACUUCUACUGCCAGCACACCGGCGCGGUCAAAUUGAAUAGCUGGUCUCGAGGGCACGUCACACUAGUCGGGGAUGCUGGGUACGCUUGUCCUCCAGACGGAUUCGGCACAUCUAUGGCAAUGGUUGGCGCAUACGUUCUCGGUGGAGAAAUCAACCGUGCAUAUCUCAACAAAGGAGAGAAUGACAACAGUGCAGAACCCGAAAGCAGAAAUAUAGUCUCCGAUGCCCUGAGGGCAUACGAAGAUACCUUCGGUCCAUGCAUGAAGCCAAUAGUUAAGGGAUAUUCAGCUGAGCCUGGAAUUUUUGAAAAAAUUCCCUGGACGCCCUUCACACUUGGCGUGGCCACCAACGCUUUCAGCAUCGCAUCAUAUCUCCGGCUAGAUAAGCUAGCUGUGAAAUUCAUGCCUAAUGAGAAAGGGAACUGGAAAUUGCCUUCCUAUGGUGGAUUGGAAAAGGUCUGAGGACAUAUACACUACUGGCGUUGGAAGAAGAAACUCGCCUCAAUUAAUUUUUGCUUGCUUGUGUUUCGGGAUUGUACAGCAAUACUGGCUUCCUGAGCCAUUGUCAUGGAACACAGGCAUUGGCAGUGUUAUCACCAUGUCCACCAUUGAACAUCGAUCUUAACACGACAAACAACUACACUAAUACCGACGAGACCCAAGCAAUGACUUUGGAUUCCUGAAUGAUGUAUAAUACAGCUCUGACUACAUCUCUA
Molecule: messenger RNA, 1823 nt
Organism: Exophiala oligosperma
Lineage: Eukaryota; Fungi; Ascomycota; Eurotiomycetes; Chaetothyriales; Herpotrichiellaceae
Exons: 1
Coding region: 250-1569 (439 amino acids)
Molecular function (GO): FAD binding
Source: RefSeq, a predicted model, not a curated record